Molecule: messenger RNA, 1644 nt
Organism: Branchiostoma floridae (Florida lancelet)
Lineage: Eukaryota; Metazoa; Chordata; Leptocardii; Amphioxiformes; Branchiostomatidae
Molecular function (GO): protein binding
Source: RefSeq, a predicted model, not a curated record
GCUUUGUCAUAGUUUCUGUACAACGAGAAGGACAUGUAGUCAUCACUCUCACUUUUUAUACGGUAGUUCAAGGGUUUCUGACAGUGAUACUUUCAAGUUCAAGACGUGUCAGCGUUCAAGACACGUUUAAAGAGAGUGACGUCGCUUACGUCGAUUCCUUUGUCUAAACGCGGGUCCGUUUGGCGCUUCAAAACAACAAGGUGAACCCGGAUAUAGAUCAAAAUGGCUGACAGUGACAUUCAUAGAGCUGAUAUAGACCAACCCCUUGUUCAGUACGGUGCGGAAGAAAGUAGACAGAUAGCCCAGCAAUUUCCCGCCAACGGCCUCCCAUUGCUACCCUACAUCACACCUCCGCCAGUGAUAUACAAAGUAUACAAUAUCAGUAACCCUGUGGGUCUGCAGAUAGAAAGCCAGGGGGGGUUAAUGGCCGUAGAGGACCCCAGAAAGGCUUUGGAAGACCAAAAACGAGAAUACAAGGAAAUACAAACAGACUGGAGCAGUGACAACGAUGAUGAAGAGAGGAGGCACCGGGAGGACAGGAGUGAGAGGACAAGUAAAGGCAAAAGAGUUGACAGAGUAUCACGGCGUAUCAUAACAAGGAUGGAAGUGCUAGAAGAACAAGGAAACUGGCUAGAGUAUGACAAGUUUCUGGAGACGGCGAUAGAACGACACGAGGGAGAUCAUGAUGUGGUCGCUGCCUACUUUCGCGAGGACUUCCAAGGCGGCUACACCAGUCUUCAUCAGGCAGACGACCUCGUGCAGAAAGUCAGUGACCCCGCACAGCAGCAGGCACACAGGCUGUACCUGAAGUCUGCACUGCUCCGGAAACAAAGGCGACAUGCCGAGGCUGAAAACAUCAACACUCUAGCUCUGCAGAGCCUUCCCCACAUGAAACCUGGACGAGAUAUUGCCUCCGUCUGGUACAACAUCGCCGCGCUGAAAGCCCAGGUUCUUUACGAAUGCGAGAACUCUCCAGACACAGCAAAUGAACUUUACAAAGAAGCAGUGUCUGCUUUCGAGAAUGCUAUUGAUCACUACGAGUCAGGACUGGACGCGAAGGACGAAACAUGCAAAAACCAGCUACGGCGAUCUCAUAUCCGUUUAGCAAUGGUUGCCGUGGGUUGCUGGUACGACGGGACGUCAACCGGUACCAACCCAGGCCUAAUCCCAAAACAGGAUCUACAAAAAGCUGAAAACAGUCUAGAAGAGGUAGAAAACAACCUAUGGGAGGGCAUCCCCAAACGUAUGCGCUGUUCGUGGUAUCUCGCCAAGUCAGACCUCUUCCGACGGCGUGGUAAGAUACAAAGGGCAACAGAGAUGGCGGAAGAAGCGCUGAAGAUCGCCAAGAAAGCCAAGGGUGGCUUCCCCUCUGAAGUCAGGUUCGCAGAAGUGAGACUGGGCUUGCUGAAAAGGGCAGGUGAGCUGAACAGAGAGGAGACGCGAGUGGAGGAGGAUGCUGAGGACAUGGCGUGGUUGUCGCCAGAGGAGAGUUUAGCAGAGGAGACAGAAAUUACAUCAUUGCCGAGUACAAAGAUUCCAUACACAUUGCGGCAACCCGGCGACCAACGGGCAUCAAAAUCUGGUACAGUGAGGAAAUCCCCAAUGGUAGGACGACGACACGGGCACAGUCAGCUGUUCUACUGA